AGGGAGACAGGAAGAAACAGGGACAGACAGACGGGGAGGAGUGUAGGGAGAACAGGACGGACAGACGGGGGAGGGGAGCAGGGACGGACAGACGAGGGGAGGGGGGACAGGAGAGACAGACGGGGGAGGGGAAUGGGGACAGACAGACGGGGAGGAGUGUAGGGAGAACAGGACAGACAGACGGGGGAGGGGAGGGGGGACAGAGAGACAGACAGACGGGGGAGGGGAGCAGGGACAGACAGACAGGGGAGGGGAAGGGGACGGGGACAGACAAGGGAGUGUAGGGGGGGUUUCUUGUUGGUGUGUGUGUGACUGGGGAGGCAGGAAGGCUGGCUGGCUGCCCUGGGCUGCAUGUUUGAGAGGUUCACUGGGUCCUGCUGCACCCCCUCCCUCCCCCCUACUGUCUGUGCCCCUGAACCCCUGCUGUGUCCCAUAACUUUCCCACCUUGCCCCCCAGCCCUAUGCACCCCAAACUCCUCUGCCCAGGUCCACAGGCCCAGGCCUGUCCCAUAGGACUGCGGGGGGGCUCAGCUGGGUGAUUCUCUCCCCCCGACGCCCCACCCCAGUGAGAGUCGUGCCCCUAGGUGGGGCUGAGCAGGACCCAGUGAACCUCUUCAGCACACACGCACCUUGGGGUGGGGGUGGUGACAGCCAUCUGUCUGUCCCCCCCCACGUACCCGGAUGUCCCCCAGAGUGCUCCCUCUGCCUGAGGGAAGGGGGCAGUUCCGGGGGAGGCUGGUGGGGGCCACGCCCCAGUAAGCAGCAGGAGGGGGUCUCUGUCGGGGGGGGGGGUGCUGAUGAAGGUUUUCCUGCGCCUGGGGGCGUGCCUGGGGCCAGGAAGUCAGGAGGGAGGGGGGCUGUCCCGGACUCGGUGGUACUGUCUGCCUGUCAAGCCCCCAGUGACCCUGACUGAGGAGGCUGAGGAGGGAGUGAUCUACACAGUGACCACACGCCAGCCCGGGGGCGCCCAGCCAGGGGCCCCGGUGGGGGCAGGGAGCCAGGCCCGCUCGCUGAAGGCCGGGUCACUGGUCCGGCUGGUUCGGCACCUGCUGGAGGCCCAGAUGCUGGGCGACACCACCUACGUUCCUGCCUUCCUGGUCACCUACCGGGUGUUUGCCCACCCCCCUACGGUGCUGGGGCUGCUGCUUGACAGGCUGGAGGAGGUCGGGGCGCUGGAGCUGGGGCCCGUCUCCCCAGAGACAGCUGAGCUACAGCGGGCCUUCUCCUCGGUGAUGUGCUCCUGGCUGGAUGGGUACCCCGAGGAUUUCGGAGGGGCCUUGGACCCGGGCCUGGUGGAGCGACUGGGCCGGAGCCUGCAAUGUGCCCUGGGGCAGGGCUCCGAGGCCGAGAGAUGCCUGCUCGCCCUACGGGGGGUGCAGGGGGGGCCCAGCAAUGGAGGGGAGCUGGAGGAAGAGGAAUGGGGGGUAGGGAAAGAUGGCCCUGAGGGGUGUGUGACCCCCAGGGGGGACCCUGACCCCCUUGACAUCCUGAUCUUCCAAGCCGACCAUGUGGCUGCUCAGCUGACGCUGGUGGAGGCGGCGCUGUUCCUGCGGGUCGUGCCCUACCAGUGCCUGGGCUCACUCUGGUCUCAGCGGGACAAGAAGGGGCGGGAGCGGGAUUGCCCCAGCGUCCGUGCCACUGUGCACCAGUUCAACCGCCUGGCUGGGGCUGUGAUCCGCUCCUGCCUGGCGAGGCCGGGGCUGCGCCCCCAGCAGCGGGCCCGGAUCCUGGAGAAAUGGAUCCACGUGGCUGAGGUGAGUGUGGGGCUGGAGCUCAACCCUCUGGGGUCGGAGUCGUCACACUGCGUCAGGCCCCCAAACCCCAACCGCGUCCCUGGCCCCCAGCACCGGGCCUUCAUCCUGGAGAAAUGGAUCCACGUGGCUGAGGAGUGCCGCGCCCUGAGGAAUUUCUCGUCUCUCUGCGCCAUCAUCUCUGCCCUGCAGUCGAGCCCCGUGCACCGGCUCAAACGGACCUGGGACGAGACUGCCAGGGAUGCGCUGCGCAGCUACGAGGAGCUCAGCACCAUCUGUUCUGAACAGGAUAACUACAGCCUGAGUCGGCAGCUGCUGUUCCAGGAGGGCACCUCCAAACCGUCUGGCACCGACCCUGCCCCACGCCGGCAGCUGCGGAGACCCCAGGAGCAGCGCCCAGUGGGCGUGGUUCCGUACCUGGGCACCUUCCUGCGAGACCUGGUGAUGCUGGACACGGCCAUGAAGGACGAGCUGGAGAACGGAUACAUCAACUUCGAGAAGCGGCGCAAGGAGUUCGAGGUGCUGGCCCAGCUGCGUCUCCUGCAGUCCGUGUGUCGCAACUACAGUGUCCAGCCCAGCCCCCCGUUUCAGUGCUGGCUGCGGGCGCUGCCCCCCCUCUCUGAGGCACAAAGUCACAGUCUUUCCUGUGAGAUUGAACCCCCUGGGGAGGCCCCAACCCCCCAGCAGCUCCUGAAGCCCACCCUGGUCAUCACCCACUGCACAGAGCUGCUGAGCUCCGUGGGGAACCCCCUGGUCUCCUGGGAGGGGCCCAGCUCCCAUGAGGGGCCCUCUGGCUGCAGCCCUGACCUGCUGCCGCCUCCCCGUGGCCCCACGCAGCUGCUGUCUCGCCUGGCGCAGCACAUGAAGUGGCCGUCAGUCUCCGCGCUGGACACAGCUCCUGAGGACGUGGGUUCCUCGGCCGGGGGCCUCUCGCCCCCCACCCCCACCGGGGGGGACUUUCCCCGGGGGCACCGGCGCUCGGCUUCAUGCGGCUCUGCUUUCCCUGCCCCUCCCAACCCGGAGCCUGGGACCCCCUCCUCUGACUGCUGCAUCAUCCGCGCCCGCAUGGCCCUGCACAACGGCAGCCUCUAUAAAAGCAUCCUGGUGACCAGCCAGGACAAGACCCUGUCUGUCAUCGCCAAGGUGCUGGAGAAGCACGGCCAGGAGCCGGGGGUUGCCCCCCAAUUCGAGCUGGUCCAGCUGCUGCCUGAGGGGAAAGAGCUGACCUUCCCGCCUACAGCCAAUGUCUUCUAUGCCAUGAAUGGCUCCAGCUUGGACUUUGUGCUGCGUCCCAAGAGCGCCAGGGAGCCUCCCCUGCCCCCCAGUGCCGUGCCCCGUAGGGCUGAGCUCAGCGCCACCUUCCCCAAGAUCAAGGCCACCGGCCGCAAGCUUGCCAGGGCCCUCUUCUGACGGCGAACCCCAAAACCGCCCUGGGGCUUCCUGGGCCUGGAGGAAAGGAAGUGACCUGCACCCUCCCAGGCUUUGAGGAAGGGAAUUGGAGCUGCCUAGGGCUGUCUACUUGGCCUGGGGCUGCCUUCAUGUCUCCUGGCAUCAGGGUCUGGUCUGCCCCAGGACUGUCCAGGGGGCAGCCUGCCCAGCAGCCUCAGGGCCAUGACCUAAGUGCCUUGAAAUGGGUGAUGUCCUGACAGCUCCUCCCCCAGAGGUCAGGACCUACUUCCUGUCCACCCAGGAGGUACAGCCCCCAUGGGGGGCAGGGGCAGUGACCCCCCAUAGCAUGGUCUCACCCCUGCCACAAGGACUCCGUGGGGAGGCCAGCGUGGUAACGUCCUGCUAGACAUGGGGGGGAUAUGGGGUGCCCCACUGGUGCAGAGAUGGCAGCUUCUUAGGGACUUGUCCCGACUGGAGGUGUAGGGGGAAGGACUGUGUGAUCCAAGCCCUGCAGGGGCAGCUGAUACCCCCCAUCACUGUAUAGGGGGGCUUGUGGCCCUAGCCCUCUUCGCUGUAACACUAAUGCAAUAAAGACACUAGAAGCA
Molecule: messenger RNA, 3745 nt
Organism: Gopherus flavomarginatus (Mexican gopher tortoise)
Lineage: Eukaryota; Metazoa; Chordata; Testudines; Testudinidae
Gene: RGL2
Product: ral guanine nucleotide dissociation stimulator like 2
Exons: 19
Coding region: 798-3161 (787 amino acids)
Biological process (GO): positive regulation of GTPase activity; Ras protein signal transduction
Cellular component (GO): plasma membrane
Molecular function (GO): guanyl-nucleotide exchange factor activity
Source: RefSeq, a predicted model, not a curated record